UGUAAGCAUGCACAGCGCAGGUGCCACCGAAGCCCAGGGGGCAGAGUCGACGACAUCUCCCCAGGAGAACGGGCUGCUGGAGUUACCACUUCUGGCGCCACGGAUUCACACCCGGCCUUGGUGGUUUCCUGUGCAGGAGCUGAGAAAUCCAUUGGUGUUUUCCCUGGAGGCGUGGCUGGCUGACUCCAUCUUCGGCCCAAACCAAGUCCUGGUUCCGAAGAUUGAGUGGAUGAGCCAGGCCCUGCUGAUGGUAGACACAGUUAACGCGGGGAACUUGGUCGAAAUCACAGUCUUCGGACGACCAGCUGUACAAAAUCGGGUGAAGAACGUACUCCUUAGCCUAGCGUCGAGGCACCGAGAGCAUCGUGCCCGAGCUGAAAAGAUGGAACAACUCGAGGAGUUCUUGAAGGCCCUUGCAUCAGGUCCCCAGAACCCCCAGCAUCCUGUUGCAUAAGCAUUGUCAGGAGCAUGAGAACAGUCCUGCUUCUGCUACUCAAGUUCAAGAGAAGCAAAUAUCCUUAAAUCUCUGCAUUUUUUCCUGUGUCCUGAUGGUUUAUUAUUUUGAUGUAAAUGUGAGUUUGUAAUGCCACUGAGUAAAUAAAUGAAUUUCCUUUUUUGU
Molecule: messenger RNA, 619 nt
Organism: Phacochoerus africanus (Common warthog)
Lineage: Eukaryota; Metazoa; Chordata; Mammalia; Artiodactyla; Suidae
Gene: OOEP
Product: oocyte expressed protein
Exons: 3
Coding region: 8-454 (148 amino acids)
Biological process (GO): embryonic pattern specification; establishment or maintenance of apical/basal cell polarity
Cellular component (GO): protein-containing complex; apical cortex
Molecular function (GO): RNA binding
Source: RefSeq, a predicted model, not a curated record